UGCUGCUGCUGAUAGAUGAAUUUCUCCUCUCUCAAGCGGGUCCAACUACGACCUAACAAAAACAAAGGACUGCAUGAAAAUUAAAAAACGUUUUUAUAUAAACGUCUGAUAAACCACGGAAUCCUGCAAUGCAUCAAGUAACAGGAAGCAACUAAAAUGAGAAUUAUACGCACCGAGUAAAAAAAGAACUACGACCAUUGCUUUCCCACAGCUCUUCUGUUACUUUCGAUGGGAGCUGGGCACUACUUGCGCGCCAUUUUUUUUAUAUCUUAUUGCAGAUGUUGGAUGAAGGCGUUUUGUUGAUAUUUGUGUUGCCGAUGUAAAAAAGAAGUGUUAUUUCUGCAACGGUUGUUCGGAUGAUCAUUUUUGAGAAAACAAGAUUCGAAUUGGCAUAGUAGGUAUUUUAUCCCGGACAAAGGUAGGUGGAGUGCAAUGAAAGGAUCAGGUUUCGGGCUGCAGUAGCGGCAGAUGGAACAUUCCACUUCCGAAGACGUUUAACAGUAUUAGAACGAUGUGGUAAUUGCUUUGUGUGUGGUGUGAAGUUCAUAAUAUGCACGCGGGUUUAUCUUAGUUCCUAAAUUAUUCGACCGGUACAGAUCGAGGAUACGCGUCAGUAAUUUAAACAUUUCCCUGAAGAGGAACUAGAGUAGAAAAUAUACCCUAUCACUUCUAAUAGAGACUCAUAGAUGACUCAGGUUUCAACAACAACAGCGACAACGUCAAUUUCUGGUGCCGAAGAUGAACUCAAUUGUGAAAAUACACGCUAUAUCGGGCGUGUACGAUGAGUCUCCACACUGUUACCUCUUACAAAUCGAUGAAUUCAAGAUUCUUCUCGAUCUUGGUUGGGACGAAUUUUUUAAUCCGAAACCAAUCAAGGAUAUGCGGCGAUUGGUUAGUCAAGCGGACGCGAUUUUGUUAUCAUAUCCUGACCCGCUGCAUUUGGGUGCGUUGCCGCACUUGCGCCACGAAAUAAAAUGUCCAAUUUAUGCUACUGUACCAGUUCAUAAAAUGGGCCAGUUGUUUAUGUAUGACCUGCAUCAGUCCCGCCACAAUAUGGAACACUUUGAACAGUUUUCCCUUGACGAUGUCGACGAAGCAUUUGACAUGAUCACGCAGCUAAAGUACAGUCAAAGUGUACAAUUUCAGGGAAAAGGUCACGGUAUCAGCAUUACGCCACUACCUGCUGGCCACAUGCUCGGGGGAACGGUAUGGCGAAUCACCAAGGAUGGAGAAGAGAACAUCGUGUAUGCCGUCGACUAUAAUCAUAAAAGAGAACGUCACCUUAAUCGCUGCGCACUAGAAACGAUUCAAAAGCCGUCACUCCUAAUUACAGAUGCCUUCAAUGCAAACUAUAAUCAGCCUCGUAGGCGAACCCGGGAUGAACAGCUUCUGACGACAAUCAUGACAACCGUCCGUUCUGGUGGAAACGUGCUCAUAGGUGUUGAUACUGCGGGUCGAGUCUUAGAGUUAGCACACAUGCUUGAACAGUUAUGGAGAAAUCAAGAUUCAGGACUCAUGGCCUAUUCGUUGGUGAUGGCAAGCAAUGUUGCGAAAAGCGUUAUAGACUUUGCCAAAUCACAGGUGGAAUGGAUGAGUGACAAAGUGAUGCGAUCUUUCGAAAGUGCACGCAACAAUCCUUUUCAGUUCAAGUACCUCAUACCAUGUUACAGCCACGGCCAAAUCCAGUCAGUCCCCGAACCAAAGGUUGUUCUCGCUUCCAUGCCCGAUUUGGAGUCUGGGUAUGCCCGAGACCUUUUUAUGCUGUGGGCAAGUAGUGAAAGGAACUCUGUUAUUCUCACAUCGCGAAGCUCGCCAGGGACAUUAGCACGCACUCUUAUAGAUCAAAAACCGAAAGUUGUGCAUCUCACGCUCAAGCAAAGAGUUCCACUGGAAGGAGAGGAGCUUGAAGAGCAUCUUCGAGUGGAGCGGGUUAAAAAGGAGAAAGAGCUCAAAACUGAAGACUCUUCUGACGAAAGUGACGUCGAUGGAGCAAUCGAGGAUGUGGAAGAAAUGGAGCCCGAUUCAAAGCGGCCACGCUUAACCUCAGAAAGUGGCUUUGCCGAAAAGCAGUCAUUCUUUCAGAAGCCAACAAAGAAGGGUCACCUAAUGUUUCCCGUCCGUGAGGAUAAACUUAAAUGGGACGAAUACGGGGAGAUUAUUAAUCCUGAGAUGUUCUCAAAUAUGGGUUUGAAUGCUCCCGGUGACAUUUUAGAGCCGACAAUACCAGAUGAACAGCGUAACGGCCAACCUCCAGUAGGAAAAGAAGAAGUAAAAUCAGAGCCGCCGCCUGAACCAUCAGAACUUCCCACCAAAUGUAUUGCUAAAGAAAUUGUCAUUCAGGUUCGUUGCAAUGUGCAGUAUAUAGACUUUGAGGGACGUAGUGAUGGCGAAUCCAUUCGAUCCUUAGUGCAAAUGAUGAAGCCCAAACGACUGGUCAUUGUUCGUGGAGGAGACGAAAGCAAUACAAAAGCGUUCUACGAUUAUUGUGUGUCAACCGGCUGCGUCCAGGGUCACGGGGUUUUUGCUCCGAGGGCUCACGAAGUCGUUGAUGCCACUACUGAGUCUCAUAUAUAUCAGGUUAAGCUAAAAGAGUCCUUGCUAGCGAUGUUGAAGUUCUGUAAAGUUAAAAAUGAUGAGCUGGCUUGGGUAGACGCCGAGGUGGCCGAACCUGAAGAAGACUCGGACUUGAGGCGUGGCGAUGAGGCCACCGAAGAGCUACUGGCGUUGCAACCUGUUCAAGACCAGAAGCUUCGUCCACGGCACAAUCCGUUAUUCAUUAGCGACUUCAAGCUAUCAGACUUCAGACAGGUACUACUGAAAAACGGAAUUUCAGCUGAAUUCUCGGAAGGUGUACUUUACUGUAACAAUCGUAGUGUAACUGUCGAGCGGGGUUUAAUUGUUAAAGGUUCACUAACUGAAGACUACUUCCGUAUCCGCGACCUUCUUUAUGAACAAUACGCUAUACUUUAGGAAGCACUGUUCCG
Varroa destructor (honeybee mite) is the source of this 2984-nucleotide messenger RNA. RefSeq names its product cleavage and polyadenylation specificity factor subunit 2 (gene Cpsf100). Gene Ontology annotation, biological process: mRNA 3'-end processing by stem-loop binding and cleavage. The record is from RefSeq and is a predicted model, not a curated record. Gene Ontology annotation, cellular component: mRNA cleavage and polyadenylation specificity factor complex. NCBI's taxonomy places the organism in Eukaryota, Metazoa, Arthropoda, Arachnida, Mesostigmata, Varroidae. Gene Ontology annotation, molecular function: RNA binding.